Messenger RNA from Eremomyces bilateralis CBS 781.70, 384 nucleotides. RefSeq lists its product as uncharacterized. Lineage: Eukaryota; Fungi; Ascomycota; Dothideomycetes; Eremomycetales; Eremomycetaceae. The record is from RefSeq and is a predicted model, not a curated record. The coding region runs from base 1 to 240 and encodes 79 amino acids. The transcript is spliced from 2 exons.
AUGGUUGUGGCGGUGCAGGCAUCUUUCAGAUGCCGUCUGAGGGCCUUUUGCAAGCAUUUUGGUGGGCGCAUAGGUGAAAAGAGCGGAUUUGGCCCCUACGGUACACUAAACUCCACCAAAAUUAGCGACCGGGGCCGCCCCCAAAAGCUUAUUUCGAUAUAUUUUUUAAUAUACUAUAAAAGAGUGGGUUCUUUUACCCUUUACCUAGCCUCGCGUAAACUUUUGAGUACUGAAAGUUAAAAUAGUUGACUGAAACGGCUGGGAACUCUGUAAACUUCAGCUACGCGUCCACACAAAUCUUACAAAUAGACCUCAGACGGCAUCUAAAGAUGCUUUGCCUGCACCGCCACAUUAUAGUCACGUGCAGCGUCUGAAGAUACCGUC